AGCAUCAGAUGGUGAAGAAGGAGGAGGAGACACAGAAAUGAUGCAGCAGGAGACAGCUCCAAUUCCUGCCCUGUCAAAGAAAGCCAAACAGCCUAAAGAAUGUUUCUUGAUACAACCAAAGGAAAUGAAAGAGGAGGUGAAAAAGACCAGGAGGAGGAAAAAGAAGAAAAUUACUGAUGUUCUUGCAAAAUCAGAACCAAAACCAGGAACACCUGAAGACCUACAGAAGCUGAUGAAGGACUAUUACAGCAACAAUCGCUCAGUGAUUGAAUUAGAAGAACUGAGCCUACCAGACUCUUGUUUCCUCAAAGCCAAUGACUUGACUCACAGUCUUUCAUCCUACCUGAAAGAAAUCUGUCCUAAGUGGGUAAAACUUCGGAAAAACCACAAAGAGAAAAAAUCGGUUCUGAUGCUGAUUAUCUGCAGCUCUGCCAUCCGAGCCCUGGAGCUCAUUAGGUCAAUGACAGCAUUCAAAGGAGACAGCAAAGUUAUGAAAUUAUUUGCAAAACACAUAAAGAUCCAGGAGCAGAUUAAGUUGCUGGAGAAGCGUGUGGUGCAUCUGGGUGUAGGAACUCCAGGGAGGAUUAAAGAACUUGUUAAACAAGGUGGCCUUAACUUGAACUCCUUAAAGUUUCUGGUUUUUGACUGGAACUGGAGAGAUCAGAAAUUGAGGAGACUGAUGGACAUUCCCGAGAUAAGAAAGGAGGUUUUUGAACUUCUGGAGAUGGGAGUAUUCAGUCUGUGCAAAUCUGAAUCUUUGAAGCUGGGCCUUUUCUAAGUCUGGGUCCAAAUGAAGAUCCCAAAUUUAAUGGUGUCAUUUAUAUUUCUAUUUACUGACCCUGGCACAUUGCGUGAGCUCAGUAAAUACCGACUAUUGUUUUAUUAGCUACAUCACCAGAU
Molecule: messenger RNA, 900 nt
Organism: Orycteropus afer afer
Lineage: Eukaryota; Metazoa; Chordata; Mammalia; Tubulidentata; Orycteropodidae
Gene: CMSS1
Product: cms1 ribosomal small subunit homolog
Cellular component (GO): nucleus; 90S preribosome
Source: RefSeq, a predicted model, not a curated record